This is a messenger RNA of Emiliania huxleyi CCMP1516, 1146 nucleotides long. RefSeq lists its product as hypothetical. The coding region runs from base 1 to 1146 and encodes 381 amino acids. The transcript has 4 exons. NCBI's taxonomy places the organism in Eukaryota, Haptophyta, Isochrysidales, Noelaerhabdaceae. The record is from RefSeq and is a predicted model, not a curated record.
AUGUCUGCAUCAGACGUGUCAUCCGUCCCGAUCACCAGCGCAAAGCGCCAUGGACGUAUUUUUGUCAAAAACAUGGCCGUCCUCGAGGGCUGGCAGCGCGCGUACGAGCGGGCGGACGAGGCGACCCUCGGCGUAGCGGUCAGUGCCCUCGCGCGACUCGCCUGCAACUCUGACGGCGGCGCAGGCUUCAACUCUGGCCUUCGCUCGGCGCUCGGCUCCUUCCUCGCUGGCUUCGCGGCCCUCUGCCUUGAGGAGUCGCUCUCCGUCGAGCAGCGUCUGCAGCGUGCCGGCAUCGAGAGGCUCUUGGGCGCUGCCCUUUCUCCUCCCGUGCACGCCGGCCCGGACGCGCAUGGCGGGGCGAGCCUCCGCGCGACGCUCCUCUCGUGUGCGGCCGAGCUGACGCGGCGAGGCUCGGCGAGCGGCGGCGAGGCCCGGCUGGUCCCCAAGAUGGUGCGCAUGGCCACAAUUCCCUCCGGCGCCUCUGAAAGCAGCCGCGUCGAGAUGGCGUGGCGGCUUCAGGAGGUCUCGCAGCCAGUCUGCGCGGCCGCGAGGCAGCGGCUCGAGGAGGAGUUCGACAGCUCUUCCCGGCUCGGCUCCAUCCGGCUGCUGCACGCGCUCUGGGAGGAGUUCGCGGCGGCGGCGGCUCCCGAGGGCGAGCAAGACGCGCAGCAGCAGGGUGGCUGGAGGAAGGCCCUCGCCGCGCUCGGAGGGUCGGUGAUGAACGCCGCGGUGGGCGCCUGCAUGUACGACGCAGUCGGCAAGGCGCGGGACCGCGACCGCGAGACACGGCGUGUCGCGUUCCGUGUCGUCGCCCUCUUCACGGGCGAGCCCGACGCAGAGCUGCCGCCAUCGCUCUGCGACCCGGACGCAGUGGCGAUGCUGGUGGAGCGUGCGAGGAACGGCGCCGGAAGCACCGAUGAGAUGUGUGGGCUUGCGGCACGCGUCUUCUGGAGCUUCGUGAUCUCGCACGUGCCCGACCCUGCGUCGGCGCUCGUCAAGCUGCGGGUCGCGGAGAGGAUCUCCCUCUACGAGCCGCUGCUGCGAGAGAGGGCGAGCGAGCUCUUCGGCGCGCAGUUCGAUGACGCAAUGCUGGCGCCGGGAGACGACGGCGAGCAGGACGACGGCGACUUUGCCGACCCUCCGUGA